Plodia interpunctella (Indianmeal moth) is the source of this 6485-nucleotide messenger RNA. RefSeq lists its product as uncharacterized. Gene Ontology annotation, molecular function: protein-folding chaperone binding; ATPase inhibitor activity. The transcript is spliced from 13 exons. The coding region runs from base 147 to 3257 and encodes 1036 amino acids. Gene Ontology annotation, cellular component: cytoplasm. The record is from RefSeq and is a predicted model, not a curated record. Lineage: Eukaryota; Metazoa; Arthropoda; Insecta; Lepidoptera; Pyralidae.
GCACAUUCCACUCAAUACGGACGACAGUCGUUGUGUCGCCUAUCGCGUGCAUUUAAAGAAUACCAGCUGUGAUUGUAUUAUAUUAGUUUUGUGUGCAAGUGACACAGUAACUGUGCUGUUUGUUGUAUAACAGAUGGGAGCAGCUGAUGCGACUAUGUAAUAAGAUGAAAAAUAGUUCUUCUCAAAUAAACCCUGGGCAAGUGAGGUUGCUUUUGUUUAAGGAGUGUGAUAGAAGAGGGAGAAAACUUCUGUUUGAUUCAUCUACAAUAGAAAAAGUUCCAUCCAACAAAAAUGAUAAGCCAAGUAACAAACAGACAAGUGAAAGAUGUAUCCUGGAGGUAUCAGAGGGAUUCUCCUAUAUUUACAAGGGGGCGGCAGCGGACGCGAAUCUUCUCGGUGAGAUGAUAUUUGGAGCUGUGGCUAUGAACUACAAGAAUGUUUCUUUGAAAAUUCAUAUCAUGGAUGAACCUAGAAGACUGAUGUGCACGAAAGUGUUUUGUGUGCCAACUGCCCGUCGCGUGAGCCGCGUGGAAAGAAAACAGGAGGAAAAGAGUAGCAUGACGAACGGUUGCAGUGGUUCGAAAUCCCUCAAUGUACCUCUGGUGACCGAGGAAGGCGUGUCCAUGAGUUUCUCCAUAGAACGGGGAGAUUCUGGUUUCUACGGAGAGCAUUCACCAUACAGCAGUGUCGGAUCAACUUAUGACUAUGUAUCCAAGUUUGAUGUCUGGGACGGCAGUAAUACUCAAGAAGACUUAUACACCUUCAAAUCACCAUCGGGUCGCAAGCUAAGCACGUCAAGCAAUGGAAGUUGGCAGCGUCGGACGUUUCAGAAUCUGGCCACCAGGUUUGAUCUCGGGAACAACCACCUUCUCAAUCUGCCGCAAACCACCAGCAACGUCACGAGCACUGAUUCACAGGUGUAUAGCAAUAGUUCGACCAGUGACAGCUUAACAAGUACUGGAUCGUCGAUGACACAGAGAAGGAGCAAACUAGGUCUGGCCCUUCUGUUUACCGUCACCAAUGGCGCUGAUAUAGACCUGGUCCGAAGAUGUGUCGAGAAUUCGCCUCAGCUUCAAGCCCUCGUGGGUAGAGUGCGGUUAGCCACUCUAGCGGCAGGCGCGGGUUCUGGGUUCAUUUCCACGUUACACCGUGCGGCUUGCGAUGCUGGCAAAUGGUUGUCGGACCUGAUGUACGGGCCUCGUCUGCAACCGAUGUGGUUGACUCUAGUCUCCAGAGAUGCUCAAAUCAGAAACAACAUGGCGGAGAAUCUUCUAUCUGAUCUCUGCUCCGUUCUGGCCGUCGGAGACACCAAAGACACUAACUUUUUCAUCAGCACUCUUCUAACGCACGUUCUGACAUACCACCUCGGAUGGGUUCCAACAGUCAGUCCCUAUGACACAGUCGACAGCCAGAAACUGCCAUCAGAAAGCACAAACAGACAGAAACCAUACAACGCUCUGUGGGCGCAACUCAGCGAUCUUUGUGGCAGCAUCGGCUGCCCUCCAAGAGCCGCAAGAACCAUCAUCAGUGGAACAACUAAUCCAGACUUCAUUCAAAGACUUCUGGUCGUAUUGACUUACUUCUUAAGAUGCGGUGACGUCGCCCGAACUGACUUCGAAUUCCAAGAUCGAGUGCCAAAGGAGACCAAAGUGGUUAACGUGCAAGAAGUCAGUGAAAAUGCUUCAAAAAAUAGCUUGAAUGUGCCGACAGUGAAUACUCAAAGUAGCAAUAGUAGUGUAUGUACGGUGGUAACGAGCGAAGACUUCAAGCGAAGCACAACGCUCGCUAACAUUAGUCAGCAGCUCUCUAGUAGUUCCGAUGUAACAGAAAAUGGCUGCACCAGCACGAAACCUUCCGGACUAGCGCUCAGGAGGAAUCCCACGACGAUAAUGCCGUUAAGAGCUUCUUCAGAUACCAGCUUAAGUUCAUCCGGUCCAGAAGAAGUCGUAGAAGAAAAAAGCGUAUUGUUCGUCUUGGGAGAAAAUGAGAAAUUAGUCGGGCUCAAAAACAAAAAGUCCAACGACGGGAAGAGCGUCAAAAAGUCCUCAAAAGUCCACAUAGAGCCUAUCAAAUUAGACGAACCGAAGGAGGAAGUCAGUACCAAAGAAAAACACGAGAGAAACUCCGUCAGCCCGUCCAAGUGUUGCUCUCAGAUACUUCAACAUUCCAAACCUAUCAAACAUUCCGGUUUUAAGUUCGAGUUCGAUAAGUACCCUCAGAUAGUCACUAAUUAUAUGAAGAGCAAAAACUUAGAAAUACUAGAUAGACAUUACAUAGGGAAACCGGGGAAUUUGAAGAUGGACAAUUUCCAGUUUGACCCGACUAUAGUGCCAGACCUGAAUAGUUUCCAAGAGGAGAGGUGCGAGACUUGUUAUAAAUGUCAGUUGAUAGAAUCCACUCUCCAAACUCCAACGAAUGCUUCUGAAAUGGAAUAUAUGAAUGACAUUCCACGGCCGUCAGAGCCACAGUAUGCUAAGCAAUCAGUUGUGAAGGAAGAGUCACAUGGAGAGGUGUCGCCGAAGAAUUUUGUUCGGAAACGGCAAGAAAAUACUGUAGUUAUCAACCCUAGUAAAAGUUGUAGUGUUAGUGUAGCGGUUAGCAGGGAAAUGAGGAGGACAAUGAUUCAAGAGAAGAAGAAUAGAGAGUUCAAAGUUAAUCGAGUAAUCGAGUUUCCAAUGCCGGAGAUGUGUCCCCUGAAAAAACCGGAAAAGACGAGCGCGGGAUUCUGCGGGUCGAUGUUGGGAGGAGUUACUGACCAUUAUGUACCUGAUUUAGUUUUACAAGGAACAAUAACAAAGUCAAACGCGUGGGAGUCGGAGUUGCGUCGCGACUUGGAGCUAACUUCGUACCUGAACAAGAUCCAUGAGACGCCUUUGCAGUCUAUAGCCAUCAUAGGAAAUACUUCUACAUGGGAGGUGCGAGUGUCGGGUGGCGGUGGUGUGUGCGGGGGCGGGGUCGGGGGCGGGGGCGGGGGCGGGCUGUCGCCGCUGGUGGGCGCGGCGCUGGACGCGCUGCCCGCCAUGCGUCGCGCGCGCGUGCCCGCGCUGCAGUGCCUAACCUUCCUAGAGGGCAAAUUGCGUGAGUUUUGCGUCUUAUCCAAAUCGUUGGCAGAUAUGCUUCUCUGCCGCGAUUUCUGCGACAUCGGUACCCUGACGCGGUCGCUCAACAUCGACGUCAAUGACGUCCCCCUGCUCCUCGCCGUGGCCACCACGCACACACCGCAAGUCGCAGCCAGAUACGGCAUCAGUUAUAGAUAGUACCGUACGCAGAGAAGACUAGACUUUCGUUUCCUUCAUAUACUCUCUCUUUCUAUCUCAUUUUCACGUGUUCCCGUUGUUGUGACACCGCGAAGCUUGGGGCCAGCGUUAAAUAUAAACCAUUCAAGACAAUUUCAAGAUAUGUCGUUUCGUGCAUACAAGAAAGAGAAAAGCGUAUUUAAUACACUAGAAGAAACGGGAAAGAGCUAACAUCUUUUCUCCCUCAUUGUGUGUCCGGUUUUACAACGCCUUCCUUACCGCUUUGUAUAGGGUGGGCCAGAGAGAUGUAUGGACACUUCUAUCUCAUUUGGCUACGUCGUUGUCUGUAGUUUUCUUAAUCUUUAGUUAGUUCUGACUUUGUUUAUGACGAUUUUGACAACUGUUUCAUUACCUGUGGUCAUAUCUGAGAUAUUUCACGUUUUAAUCGUCACAAUUAUAUAUAUAUAUACGACAUGCGAUACCAAUGCCGCAACCACCGCGCGGUUGUAUAUUUAUAAUAAUAUAUUUUGUUUUUACUAUGAAAAAAUUCCACUAUUAAACGUUGUCAAAAUGGUCUUAAGUUUGUUAUAGUAUAAACUACGCCAAUAAAGAAACGAAUACAAAAUGCUGGCAUGAAAUUUGAUAUUUUGUUUAAUCUGGAAAAGGGUUUUCGUUGGUGAAAUUUUAUUUGAGAGACUAUUAGACUGAUAUAAUUGUACAGCCAUUUUUAUUACGUUUUCUUUACUGGCGUGGGCUACAUGCCAAAACUUAGUUCACAUAAACCUUCACAUUAAGUAUAAUAUAAUGCUAGACUUAUCAUAUGGUAUAAGGCGAGAAGAAACUAGAAAAGGAAUAGAUACUGACAGACGAUUGAACAGUAUCUUAAAUAAUAUUUAUCAACUGGGAUUUCUGGAUUUUUUCCCACCAGAUUGUGCUAGUGUCGUUGCUCUAUAUUUGGUCCAUUUGAAUUUGAUGCUGAACUAAUAAUUGACCAAUGAAAACACAAUGUAAUAAGUGCUGAUAUCUGUUGUAUCUGGUGUUCAAAAAUCUCAUUUUGUUUUGUAUCAACUUUUUGAUACUAUUGUUUAAUUAAAUUUUAUUCCGCUUCGGAUAGAACUGAUUGCGUAUGUAUAAAAUAAAUUUUACCAAUUUUCACGAUGAAUGAAGAGUUUUUCGGAGGAAACAUUAAAAUGUCAGUAGUGGCUAUGUCUAUCUAAUUUAGCCAAUAUGUGAUAAGCAAAUCGAUAUGAUCUCGAACAUUAUUGUUCAAUUGUCUGUUCUUAGGAUUGUUGUAAUGUGGUUUCACAUUUACGGCAAUAAUACAAGAAUUUAUUGGCAUUUGUCAAAGCAUGGAUAUCACAGCACGGUUUUGAUGUGAUAACUAAAUUAGGCGAGCACUGCACUUGAUCUUUUUGGUUAAUAUGAGGAGUGAAUCGCUGGUACGAAUACACAAGGGAAUUUUUCACACUCAUUUUCAUUAUCCAGAGUGAAAUAGCACACUCAUGUAAAUUGUAAUGAAAAGGAAAGAAUGAUGUUGCGCGUCAAAUGUCUGUGUAAAUCCUUAGUGUAAUCGUGGCUUUCGUUCGCUCUCGUUCGGGUGAAGUCGACGAAAUGGGACCUUGCCUUUAUUAAAUUUUCUCUUCUGGCGUGUGGUCGCACCAUAUUUUAUAAUUUUAUUUUAUCAGCACUAAUCCAACUGCUAAUAAAUCCUUGUUAUAUUGUUUUUCGUUCAUAUUGAAUGAGGGUGAAUGAAUGUGUGAAAUUAAGGUGCCAGGUUUUACAUUCCUGUGUAAUCUUUGGGUGAAUAAGUUAUCAAAGUCAAUCGGGAAAAAUCCUGACCACACCGUCUUUUCUUUUUUUUAUCUUAUGUUGCCAUAGUAUAUUUACACGUAUUUUCCAAGAUUAUGGUAAUUUUUUAAAGGAUUAAUUAAAUUUAGCAAAAUUGUGAUAGUAAUCGAACAAAUAUAUUUUUUUUAAUUCGAUAAUUUGUGUGGGGGCGAAAUAAAAUAAUUUUGUUAUCAUGAAAGCAAAGAUGCCAGUUAUUGGGAUAGGAUUUUAACUGGUCAUAUAUUAUCUAGUUUAAUAUUUAUUUUUGUACCUCCUAUCUUUAUUAUUUACCUUCUUCCUAGUCGUAUUCUUAGGUAGUGACCAUUAUGUAUUGAAUGACGCAAGAUUUACUAUGAUACCGUUUCUUAAGUAUGAUUAAUAAUAAAAUGGCUAAUUUAUUAAAAGUAUAUCAUUAAAUUAAUUAAUUCUUAUUCUGUUCGCUGUAUUUGAAAAAAUAAAUGUCAAUAAGCACUCCUAAUUAUAAUUUUUAGUAAUCAUUUUACAACUAUAGACAGGUAUUAGGGUAAGCAUCGCUAUCCUUGACGAAACUUCAUCAAAACUGGGUAAUUAAAUGUUAAUUUUUAUCAGUAUAUAACAUUCGCAGUUUACCCAAAUCCCUGUAUACAUGGUUACCAAUCAAAAAUAAAUUGUAAAUAACCUCGAGACCCUGUUAUGGUCGCGGAAUAGACAAACCAAGUGUGGUUACUACUUUUGUUACUCUGCUGUGUCAUACGAUCAAAAACGCGUCCUAAUUUAUAUAUAGGUACGUAAUCGGAAUCGUAUUUUUUUAAAAUAAUGUGUACUAGAGUACCGCGCCACGAAAUCAUGAAACCGGUACCUAAACGCGUCGCCACAGUCUUUUUCAAUAACAACGUGCUGUAUAGCUUAUUGAUAGUCCCAUAUAUCGCCACGGGUCUGCUUUGGUGUUACGGACUCGACUCAUUUUCGAAAAAAAAGUCAAAUGCGACUUGUGUUUGAAGGUAAAAUGUAGAAUAAUUAAAUCCUGCCAAAUAAUUUGUACGUAAACAAAUGUGAAAAGUACACAAGGGGAGAGGGGAUCUGUGAUUAUUUAUUUAGUAAAAUGUGUAUUGAAUUGAGUGACUGAUCGUGUGAUGUUAGUAGUUCAUUUCAGUGUCAUUUCUAUAUAAUAUGUAAAAGGUAAUACAUAUAAUAAUGUUCAAAUGCCUAAUAAUAAUGUGAUAGUCAAAUAUAUCGACGAUUAAACUUUUUGAUGAAUAAAAUUAGAAUAAUUUUUCAUACAUAUCCUCAAUUUAGCCUCACAAUUUUUAUUAGUAAUAUAUUCACCCAAGUCAAGUAUGUAUCACUUUAACUAAAAUGAGAGAUGUGUAGUUUUAUAAGUUGUAAUUUUCAAAUUUUUUUUACCUUAAUCAAUACAAUAAAUUAUUUUUCUAUUGAUACUUA